This is a messenger RNA of Fusarium coffeatum, 318 nucleotides long. RefSeq lists its product as uncharacterized. The record is from RefSeq and is a predicted model, not a curated record. Bases 1 to 318 code for a protein of 105 amino acids. The transcript is spliced from 2 exons. NCBI's taxonomy places the organism in Eukaryota, Fungi, Ascomycota, Sordariomycetes, Hypocreales, Nectriaceae.
AUGUCGCCAGUAACCCGCGUAACGCUCUUCAAAGUCCCAUCAGAGAAGGACCAACAACACCUAGUCGAUCUCUACAAACAAAUGCCCCAAAAGGCCACAAAGGACGGAAAACCAUACAUUGCCUCCGUUGAAGCAGGAAAAGCAAACCCCGACCAACGAGCCCAAGGCUUCACAGUCGUCGCCAUAUCACGCUUCAACUCCCAAGAAGAUUUCAAUUUCUACGACACACAAUGCGAGGCGCAUUUGGAGUUGAGGACUUUCGCGAAGGGUGUUAAUCAGGGAUUUGCCAUGAUUUAUUUUGAGAAUGAGGUUGUGUAG